Molecule: messenger RNA, 2755 nt
Organism: Vicugna pacos (alpaca)
Lineage: Eukaryota; Metazoa; Chordata; Mammalia; Artiodactyla; Camelidae
Source: RefSeq, a predicted model, not a curated record
CGCUGCCAUGUUGGCGGAAGCGGCGCCUUCUGUGCCGUGGAAAUUGGCCGUGGCUGCGGCCACCGCGUCUAUUCGCGUAGCCUCCUGUUUCGUCGCCUCGUUCGUGUCUCAGCGCUGAGAGGCGGCGGCCGGCGGGAUGGAGAAAAGUAGGAUGAACCUGCCCAAGGGGCCGGACACGCUCUGCUUCGACAAGGACGAGUUCAUGAAGGAAGAUUUCGAUGUGGAUCACUUUGUGUCCGACUGCCGGAAGCGGGUCCAGCUGGAAGAGCUGAGGGCCGACCUGGAGCUGUACUACAAGCUGCUGAAGACGGCCAUGGUCGAGCUCAUCAACAGGGACUACGCAGAUUUCGUCAACCUCUCAACCAACCUGGUCGGCAUGGAUAAGGCCCUCAACCAGCUUUCUGUGCCCCUGGGACAGUUGCGAGAAGAGGUUCUGAGUCUAAGGUCAUCUGUCAGUGAAGGAAUUCGGGCAGUAGAUGAACGAAUGUCUAAACAAGAGGACAUUAGGAAAAAAAAGAUGUGUGUGUUGAGGCUUAUACAGGUUAUUCGAUCAGUUGAGAAAAUUGAAAAAAUCUUAAAUUCUCAAAAUUCUAAAGAAACAUCUGCACUAGAAGCAAGCAGCCCCCUUUUGACCGGACAGAUUUUGGAGAGAAUUGCCACCGAAUUUAACCAGCUGCAGUUUCAUGCUGUCCAAAGCAAAGGCAUGCCUCUCCUGGACAAAGUGAGGCCGAGACAUUGCAUUUUUCUACAAAGUGAAGGUUGGCGGCAACCCGGCAUCAAGCAAGUCUCUCUGCCUGCCAGCGUUUUUCCAACAGCGUUUGCUCGCUUCCUGUCUCUGUGUCACGCUUUGGUAAUUUUCACAAUAUUCCCGACCCUGCACCAGCAAAAUAAUAUCCGGCACUGCUUGCGGACCUACGCCACGAUUGACAAAACACGGGACGCCGAGGCCCUGGUCGGUCAAGUCCUGGUGAAACCAUACAUGGAUGAGGUGAUCAUAGAGCAGAUUGCUGACACUCAUCCAGGUGGCCUUCAGCUCAUGUACAGCAAACUCCUGGAGUUUGUCCCCCACCACUGCCGCCUUCUUCGAGAGGUCACGGGAGGCGCCAUCUCAAGUGAAAAAGGCAAUACUGUUCCCGGAUAUGAUUUUUUGGUGAAUUCCGUCUGGCCAGAAAUAGUACGAGGAUUAGAAGAAAAAUUGCCAUCACUUUUUAAUCCUGGGAACCCCGAUGCAUUUCACCAGAAAUAUACCAUAAGUAUGGAUUUUGUAAGAGCAUUUGAACGGCAAUGUGGAUCACAGGCCAGCGUGAAGAGAUUAAGGCAUCCCGCCUACCACAGCUUCACUAAUAAGUGGAACUUGCCUGUUUAUUUUCAAAUAAGAUUUAGGGAAAUAGCGGGCUCCUUGGAAGCAGCACUUACAGAUGUCCUGGAAGACGCGCCAGCUGGCAGUUCCUUCUGCCUUUUGGCUUCUCACAGCACGUGGAGCAGCCUCCAGAGGUGCUGGUCGGAUAAGAUGUUCCUGCUGCCGCUGGCGCACCGUCUGUGGAGGCUGACGCUGCAGAUCCUGGCCCGGUACUCCGUGUUUGUCAAGGAGCUUUUGCUCAGGCCCAUCUCUAAUGAAAGUGCCAAGGAUAUUAAAAAGCCUUUGGUCACUGGCGGCAAAGACCCUUCCGUUACCCAAGGAACUAGUGAGGACCAAGGAAGUGGCCCUUCAGAAGCGAAGCCUGUCGCCUCCGUUUCCAGCACUCAGCUUGUGUACGUGGUGGCGGACCUGGACAGGCUUCAGGGGCAGCUUCCAGAACUCUUGGAAACAAUCAAGCCAAAACUUGAAAUGAUUGGCUUUAAGAAUUUUUCUUCUAUCUCAGCAGCAGCCCUGGAGGACUCCCAGCUGGCUCUGUCCGCCUGCCUGCCUGCCUUGAGUAGCAGGAUCAUCCAGGACUUGAGUGAGUCUUGCUUCAGUUACCUGAAAAGUGCCCUGGAGGUUCCCAGGCUUUACCGAAGAACCAAUAAGGAGGUGCCAACCACAGCGUCCUCUUACGUGGACAGUGCUCUGAAGCCGCUCCACCAGCUCCAGAGUGGACACAAGGAUAAGCUCAAACAAGCCAUCAUUCAGCAGUGGUUGAAAGGCGCACUCUCUGAAAGCACUCAUAAGUACUACGAGACCGUGUCGGACGUCCUGAGCUCUGUGAGGAAGAUGGAGGAGAGCCUGAAGAGGCUGAAACAAGCCAGGAGAAGCGCCCCCACCAACCCCGCCGGGCCCGCGGGCGGUGGCAUGAGCGACGACGAUAAAAUCAGGCUGCAGCUGGCCUUGGAUGUGGGGUACCUGGGAGAGCAGAUACAAAACAUGGGCCUGCGAACGGAGGACUUGAGAAGCUUUCCAGCCCUCGCAGAGCUUGUCGCUGCUGCCAAGGACCAGGCGACGGCGGCCGAGCAGCCUUAAGCAUCUUGGAGGAGCCGGGGGAGAAGGCAGCUGAGCCUGGAGCCCGCGGGGAGGUGGUGGCUCUGCGCCGUCACAGGCCUCCGGCAAAGAGGUGCUUCCCGGGGCCCUGCCACGCAGCCUCCCUCGGCCCGUUUGGGUCUUCGUUCACCCAAAAAGAACACAAAAGCCUUUUUCCGUUGUAUGGAAGACCUUUUUUAUGAGAUUUAAAACUUUCGACGAUAGUUCACAAUGCAAAUUAUUUUAUUUUUAUCAUAAAUCUUAGCGUGGAAGCGCUGGUUUCUAAACUAUGAUCAAAGUAAAUAUAUACAUAUGAACAGG